Messenger RNA from Enterobius vermicularis (human pinworm), 306 nucleotides. The record is from the annotation of a GenBank genome assembly. Lineage: Eukaryota; Metazoa; Nematoda; Chromadorea; Rhabditida; Oxyuridae.
AUGAGAAAAGCUACUGUGUAUGCCUCACUUUCAAAUGUGGUCAUACCUUAUUGGGGUGUUGUGCUGUCCAAAAUGGCUGUACGAGGUAGUGGUUCGGGUGAAAGAAGUCGAGACAAAAGGUAUUUUGAUUCAUAUAUUCUAAAAGAUGUUUAUGGUGACUUUGAGGUCGAAAAUAUGCCAAAAAGUGGUUCUGAAGAAGAAACUGUCGUUAGUUCACUAGAGGAUGAAGGAAAUUUUAAUUUCGCUUACGAAGUUAGAUUGGUGCAAGUGAAGGCUGAGAGGUUGCGAAAUUUGGUUCUCUGCUAG